UGAGACAGAUUUUUCAAAUUAGAAAAAGCUCUCUAUUUUCCUCUUCCAAACCCCAAAAAGCUCUCAAACUUUUAUUUAAAUUUCUAGUUUCCCUAUAUUUUUUCUCCGGUCUGAUUCUUGUUUUUAUUUGCAAAUCUCUCUGCAUUUCCCUUAAACUUCUGUUAUCCAACGUUAGUUCUCUAGGGUUUCAAUUCAUUCCAACUCAGAAAUCCACCGACUUUUUUGAAAAUGCAGAGAGAUUCGAGGAACGAGAACGAUCAGGAACUGCUCGAGGGUUCUGCUCCUUUGAAGAAAUGCCGUACCGAUGAGGGUUCCAUCCCAAAGAAGGACAUUCCGGCAAUUUCAGCUCAAACGCCGUUUAACCCGCCAAGUUUAUUCGAGAGUCUCAAGGCCAAGUAUCCCCGCUAUGCAGACGCUUUUGACCGUGUUAGGGACGAAACGGAGGAUCUCUGGAUUUCUGAAAUGUACGUGAGUGAGAGCAUGUAUAUGUUCGAGAAUUUCGCAAGCAUUGCAGAGUUAGGGGAAGCCGCGGAGCAGCUUCUUCGACAGGAAAAGCUCAAGUACCUAGAAGCCGAGAAGGUCUGUGCAUCUCUCUUUGAACGUUAUUCCAAACAGAAAUUGGCCCUCAAAAAGGCAACUUCGAGAGCGUCUAGCGCUGAGGCGAAGUAUGAUGCUCUUCGAAAGGAGCAUGGAAAUUUGGUCGCGACUUUAUCUGAGUAUCAAAGUUGCGCCAAGACACUUGAGGCGGAGAAACAGGCUCUGGAAGAGGAGAAGAAGGGCUUCCUUGUAGUGCUUGAGGCGGAGGAAAAGGCGCUGGAAGAGGAGAAGAAGGGCUUCCUUGUAGUAUUUGAGGCGGAGAAAAAGGCGCUGGAAGAGGAGAAGAAGGGCUUCCUUGUAGUAUUUGAGGCGGAGAAAAAGGCGCUGGAAGAGGAGAAGAAGGGCUUCCUUGUAGUACUUGAGGCGGAGAAAAAAGCGAUGGAAGAGGAGAAGAAGGUGUUCUUGGAAGAGAAAAUAGUUAUCGAGCAGGGGAUUGAUGCUGCACUAGAAGAGAGCCGCACGAUAUCUGGGGACAGAGCAGAAAUGUAUGAUGAAUUCAACGCCAUUCUGGAGGCAAUGAUUGAACAGAUAAGGGCCAAGGCCAAAGUAUUCCAGAGACAGCGAAUGGCUCUCACGGCCAAGGGGUUAAUGCAGGGGAUGAGAAAGUCGGGUGAGAAUUGAGUUUGCUUCUGGCUCAGAAAUUAUUUUGCUCUACAAGUGCCUCAUGCAUGCAAGUUAGUAUAAAGUUAUAAUUGUUCUUAUUAGUCUUGUGUAUAUAUAAUUAGUUAGUUGUUUUUUGGGCAGUAGAUACAUGAGGAUUCAAGCUUGUACUAGUGUUAUUUUGUCUAAUUAGUAGAACUAAGCAAACACUGCA
Molecule: messenger RNA, 1411 nt
Organism: Mercurialis annua (annual mercury)
Lineage: Eukaryota; Viridiplantae; Streptophyta; Magnoliopsida; Malpighiales; Euphorbiaceae
Exons: 2
Coding region: 229-1218 (329 amino acids)
Source: RefSeq, a predicted model, not a curated record